AUGGCGACCGUGGAGCCGACCGCGCGCGCUGGGUGGGCGUCCACCCGGAGAUCCCCGCCAGUCUUCGCCAGUGCAACGGGAGCAGGGGUGCAGCCCUGCGGGAGAGGCAGCGGCGGGGCCUCUCGAUCAGGGGAGCGGAUCUCUGCGGCCGUAGAGAAACGGGGACCAUAUAUGGUGACGCGGGCGCCUUCCAUUCAGGCCAAGCUGCAGAAGCACCGGGACCUGGCCAAGGCCAUUCUGCGGAGGAAAGGCAUGCUGGGGGCCUCGCCGAACUGCCCCGACUCUUCAGGGAAAAGGUCAGUGAAGUUUAACAAGGGCUACACUGCCCUUAACCAGAGUCCAGAUGAAAACCUGGUGUCCCUCGACUCUGACAGUGACGGGGAGCUGGAAUCCAGAUAUUCUUCCGGCUAUUCUUCUGCCGAGCAGGUGAACCAAGAGGUGAGCCAGCAGCUGCUCCAAGACGGGUAUCAUCUUGAUGAGAUUCCAGAUGAUGAGGACUUGGAUCUUAUUCCCCCCAAGCCCAUGACCUCCUCAACUUGCUCCUGCUGCUGGUGCUGUCUUGGGGACUCUUCCUCGUGUACCCUCCAGUAG
Elephantulus edwardii (Cape elephant shrew) is the source of this 591-nucleotide messenger RNA. RefSeq names its product family with sequence similarity 219, member B (gene FAM219B). The record is from RefSeq and is a predicted model, not a curated record. The transcript is spliced from 5 exons. Bases 1 to 591 code for a protein of 196 amino acids. NCBI's taxonomy places the organism in Eukaryota, Metazoa, Chordata, Mammalia, Macroscelidea, Macroscelididae.